Molecule: messenger RNA, 435 nt
Organism: Parastagonospora nodorum SN15
Lineage: Eukaryota; Fungi; Ascomycota; Dothideomycetes; Pleosporales; Phaeosphaeriaceae
Exons: 2
Coding region: 1-435 (144 amino acids)
Source: RefSeq, a predicted model, not a curated record
AUGUUUCUGUUUUACUCUUCUCGGCAUAUCGCGUAUCCUCACGUUAUUGGGACCCUGGCGAUCUUCGAUGUCAACUCACGUCGGUUCGCAGAAGACAAGCUGGAGGUCGUGACAUGCAACGAGGACGAAGUUGAAGAGCAUAAUAUCAAGCAGCGACAGCCCAACACAUACUACCGGGUGAUCCAGAGAUGGCUCUCGAACUGUGACGCGGAGCACCUAUCGUGCAGCCCCCAGCCACAAGGAUCCCUCAAGCGAUUCUGGGUCAUUGACGUCUAUGAGCGAAAUGUUAAGCUUGCCCCUCAGAACUGCGACUAUAUUGCAUUGUCCUACUGUAUUGACCAGGAUGAUCCAUCCGAUAUGGCAACCCAGGUACAGCAAGUGCAACCCUUGUCGCCUGUGCUGGAAAGGAUCAAACCCAUGGUCUCCCUGGUGUGA